Acanthamoeba castellanii str. Neff is the source of this 675-nucleotide messenger RNA. RefSeq lists its product as uncharacterized. The record is from RefSeq and is a predicted model, not a curated record. NCBI's taxonomy places the organism in Eukaryota, Discosea, Longamoebia, Acanthamoebidae. The annotation marks the transcript as partial. The transcript is spliced from 6 exons.
CAGGAGGACACACAGCUUUGCGGGGCUUGUGCUCCGACCGAAAAUUAUGGGUCCCCCUAUCUGUCCUUGGACCAGUUGGCGAGGUGGGACUAUCGCUGCACCCGGGCGCUGGCCAGCAACGCUUGGUGGGAGGCGUUCCCCACCAAGGUCCCUUCUCUGCUCGAUUGCUGUCGCCUCAAGCUCGAGCAGAUGGUGCUCCUCGGCCAAGUGACCAUCCUGCAGCUGAGCCCGCUCGUGGAGCACUACAUCGCCAGACUCCCUCGCCGCCACGCCGCGCGUUUUGUGACUUCGCUCUUUGCCAAGAGCAUCACGCACUGGUUCCCGUGCAAGUCCUUACUGGGCAAGAUCCACACGUUCGUUCCGUACUCGACAUUGCAGCACGCAACGCUGGAUUGCGAUGUCGACGACACCCACAAGUUCAACUUUCCAGUGCGCCAGGACGGCUACUUCUGCGCUCAAUGCCAUGUGAUCGCCUGCAGCGAUCAUCUCCGGGAGUGCGUGGGCUGCGGCGACAUGGUGUGCGACGAAUGCGGCGCUCAGUCAUGGGAGGCGAUGGUGCCGGAUUACACCCGAGAAGAGUGGAUUGACGCGGGCAGGCCCACACCGAUCCCCACCACGUGCCAGGAGGAUGUGUACGGCUGGGUGGUUGAAGAAACGAACAACACUCAAGAGUGA